UGAUAGAAAAAUUUCACGAGGGUAAUGUUUAUGCCGUAAAAAAAGAUGUUAAACAGCAACAGGGGUUCCAGCACAGGCAACGAAGCAAGCAACAGUUAAAGUUUUACCGAUCAUGCUGGUCAUGCGGAGGACAGCAUUUACAACGUGAUUGUACUAGAAAGCGUAUUGUGUGCAACGUGUGUGGUAAACAAGGGCACAUAGGGAAAAAUUGCUUUCACCGAAGAAAACCGUUUGGAUUCCGUCGAAGGAAUGAUAGUGCAGAUCUACGUGUGGUUCGAGUAAAUGCUAUGAGCGUAUGUGGUCGGCGGAAGUUCGUGCCUGUAAAACUGUUUGGUAUGGAUGUGAGGUUACAAUUAGAUACAGCUUCGGAUAUUACGGUUAUAGAUCGUCAGUUAUGGAAAAGAAUUGGGAGUCCAUGUUUAAGGCCAGUGACAAUAAGAGCCAAAACAGCAUCUGGUGCUAGGUUGCAGCUAAACGGAGAAUUUAGAGCACAAGUUGGGAUUAAAGAAAAAAGUCUAGUAGCAACAAUACGAGUGGCUGAUGCGAAUUUACGAUUGCUUGGUACAGAUUUAAUCGAUCGUUUUAAUCUGUGGUCUGUACCGAUGGAUAGAUUUUGCUGUUAUAUUUCGGAAAAUCAAGAGAGACCAGCGGAAAGUGUAAUGAAGAUAGAGCAAAUUAAAGAGCAAUUUCCGACAGUUUUUCGCAACACAUUGGGAUUAUGUACUAAGGCAAAUAUAAAGCUGAAGUUAAGAGAAGGUGUUGCACCUAUUUUCCGUCCCAAGCGGCCUGUAGCUCAUGCCAUGGAGAGUGCCGUAGAUGAUGAGUUGAAUAGAUUAGAAAAACUUGGAGUUAUAACACCUACAAACUUCUCUGAAUGGGCGGCUCCCAUAGUAGUAGUAAGGAAAGCAAAUGGGCAAAUUAGAAUAUGUGGCGAUUACUCAACAGGGUUGAAUUCAUCUUUAUGUGCUCAUGAAUACCCGCUUCCAUUGCCCGAUGACAUAUUCGCAAAGCUAUCAGGAUGCCACAUAUUUAGCAAGAUAGAUUUAUCUGAUGCAUUCCUUCAAGUUCAGAUAGACGAAGAUUACCGACAUAUUCUUACAAUCAAUACGCAUCGUGGCCUAUACUACUAUAAUCGCCUCCCACCAGGCAUAAAGGUUGCUCCAGCAGCUUUUCAGCAACUGAUCGACACAAUGCUAGCUGGAACUAAGAGAGUGUGUGGGUAUAUGGAUGAUUUAAUCAUCGGAGGCGCAACCGAAGCAGAACAUGAUAGGCAUUUAAAGGAUGUGUUAAAGCGAAUCGAGGAAUAUGGAUUUACCAUCAGAAACGAAAAAUGCGAAUUUAAAACGAAUGAAAUAAGAUACCUGGGGCACGUAAUUGAUAGUCAAGGUUUAAGACCAGAUCCAAAUAAGAUUGCAGCGAUAAGAAAUUUACCGGAGCCUACAAACCUCACUGAGAUUAGAUCGUUUCUGGGAGCCAUAAAUUAUUAUGGAAAAUUCGUGCCGAAUAUGCGACAGCUCCGAUUUCGCUUGGAUGAAUUAUUAAAGCACGGAGAGCGUUUCCAGUGGGAUCAUAAAUGUAAAGAAGCGUUUGAUCAGUUUAAGAAGAUACUUUCAUCAAAUUUGCUCCUCGCGCACUAUAACCCUAAUGAAAAGAUAGUGGUAUCAGCUGAUGCAUCCUCUGUUGGGUUAGGAGCUACAUUGAGCCAUAGGUAUGCGGAUGGUAGUAUGAAAGUGGUUCAGCACGCUUCGAGAGCGUUAACAGAGGCAGAGAAACGAUAUAGCCAAAUUGACCGUGAAGGGUUGGCAAUAGUUUAUGCAGUAACAAAAUUCCACAGAAUGUUAUAUGGACGGCAUUUUUUACUGCAGACGGAUCAUCGACCGCUAUUGCAAAUUUUUGGCUCUAAGAAAGGCAUACCGAUUUAUACAGCAAAUAGAUUGCAAAGAUUUGCAUUAACUCUGCAAUUAUACGAUUUUGAGAUCGAAUACGUUAGAACUGAGCAGUUUGGCAACGCGGAUAUAUUAUCCAGAUUGAUAAAAAACCGUUCGCAACCAGAGGAUGAUUAUGUUAUCGCCAGUAUAGAGAUGGAAAGAGAUGUAAAGGCUAUGGCGAUAGAGGCCAUGAGUAAUUUUCCUAUAAGCUUCAGGGAAAUAGAAAGGCAUACAUCGGCAGACGCGAUGCUACGUAAAGUGCGACAUUAUAUACAAGAUGGUUGGCCAACAAGCGUGUCUUACGGUAAUGAGCUAGCAUGUCUUAAUAGCAGAAAGGAUGCUUUAACGCUUAUUGAUGGUUGUAUUCUUUUCGGGGAGAGAGUGGUGAUACCACAAAGAUUGCGAGAGCGUUGUUUGAAGCAAUUGCACCAGGGUCAUCCAGGUAUGCAAAGAAUGAAGUCAGUUGCACGAAGUUAUAUAUAUUGGCCAUUCUUGGAUAGAGAUAUAAUGGAGUAUGUCAGAACAUGUUCAUCGUGUGCAACUGCCGCAAAAUCACCACCACAUGAAUCUCCACAGGCUUGGGGUAAAACUAACACUCCAUGGGAGCGCAUACACGUAGAUUAUGCAGGACCCAUUGAUGGGGAAUAUUUUCUGAUUGUAGUUGAUGCACACUCUAAGUGGCCGGAAAUAUUUAAGACACCAAGUAGUACAUCAACAGCUACGAUAACUAUGUUGAGAGGAUUAUUCGCCCGGUUUGGCAUGCCGGUGACUUUAGUAACAGAUAAUGGUACGCAAUUUACCAGCGAAGCAUUCAGUGAUUUUUGUUUGAAAAAUGGUGUGCAUCAUAUGAGAACAGCGCCGUUCCACCCUCAGUCCAACGGCCAGGCCGAGCGUUUUGUGGAUUCGUUUAAAAGGGCAUUGCGGAAGAUAAGAAUUGGUGGCAUGGCGUUACAAGAGGCAAUCGACAUAUUCCUGCAAACGUAUAGAACAACUCCAAAUCCUCAGGUAGAGCAGAACAAAUCACCCGCAGAGCUCAUGUUUGGAAGACAUAUUAGAACCUGUUUUGAGUUACUGCGGCCGCCACCAAGAUUAGAGAACCAAGCCACAUACAACAGCACGAGAUUAUUCAAACAAAGCGAUCUAGUAUUUAUCAAAGAGUAUAGCCGAAACAAUUGGAAAUGGAUACCUGCGGUUAUAGUUAGAAGGAUUGGCCACGUAAUGUAUCUGGUGCAAACAAAUGAUCGGCGUACUAGGAGGUGUCAUAUGAACCAGAUAAGACAACGAUUUUAUGAAAGCACUGAAAACAGGUCAUUAGCUAGCAUUCCUCUAAGUGUUUUGUUGGAAUCGUGGAAUUUACCGUUACCGCCGCAAACCACGAUCAAUCCUAGCGAGACAGAGACACCCGUUGCAUGUACGUCUAUACCUCAGACUUCUACGACAUGCAUGUUACAGCCAGAAAGCGCGUCACAGCCAACAAUAGCAUCAUCAAGGUCGACGCAGCAUACCCCUUGUCAUCGCGAAGCCCAACAGCCACUUGCACCUCGUCGCUCUUCUAGAAAUAGAACGGUACCACGAAGGUUUGCACCCUAUCGUAUGAACUAAAAGGGGGAGAUGUUGUGACGAGUAGAAAACGCCCUUAGGCACUCAGGAGCUGCGCGCCUCGGAACGUGAGUGUGUUCGGGUUUAGCCAGGGAUC
Messenger RNA from Anopheles coluzzii, 3624 nucleotides. RefSeq lists its product as uncharacterized. The record is from RefSeq and is a predicted model, not a curated record. NCBI's taxonomy places the organism in Eukaryota, Metazoa, Arthropoda, Insecta, Diptera, Culicidae. Gene Ontology annotation, biological process: DNA integration; proteolysis. The coding region runs from base 288 to 3530 and encodes 1080 amino acids. The transcript has a single exon. Gene Ontology annotation, molecular function: aspartic-type endopeptidase activity; nucleic acid binding.